Molecule: messenger RNA, 1370 nt
Organism: Plutella xylostella (diamondback moth)
Lineage: Eukaryota; Metazoa; Arthropoda; Insecta; Lepidoptera; Plutellidae
Source: RefSeq, a predicted model, not a curated record
UGGGACAGUUCGUGCCAGAUCACUCUCGGACGUCUUUGUCGUUCAGCUUUCAGACCGUAGACCGUAUUGUUGAGAGACCACGGGGUGCAUACCUACGGGGUGGGAGUCGUGGGAGACCAUUUGCGACAAGUUUUGUCGCCGCCGCCCGCCGCGACGACGACGCUUUCGCCAGCCCAAGGCCAGUCCUGUGAUUUUUCUAAUCUGUGAUCCCUUGACAGUACCAUAGACAAUAAAGUUGACAAUCGUUGUCAAUUUAUUUGUUUUUGUCGGUUUGUUUGAAAAAUUCAAAUGUAUUUGCGCAAUUUAUUGUGAAAAUCAAGAGAUUAACUACUUUAUUAGAUCAAAUAGGAACCAAACUGUUAUAAUGGCGAAUAUUGAUAACGAUCCUAUGUAUAUGCGGGUAUCCGCGAUGCUGGAAGGCCUGUGUAACCGCAUCGAUGAGGAGGUGAAUGUUCAGGAGAAGCAGUUGGAGGCUAGCAAGAGGAAUAAUGAGCUGGAGACUCGCUUUGCACAGGAGUUACAACUUAAUCGUGAGCUGCAGGCGCGUCUGGACGCAGCGGGGCGGCGCGGCGGCGAGCUGUCCCGCGUGUGCGAGCAGUUCCAGCUCAAGCUCAACAUCACUGACAGCGAUCGCAUAAGGCUCAAUACUGCUAAGGAGAUGUACCAGAUAGCCAAAGAGUUGACAGGAAUCCGGUGGGACUUCACUGCACCUCCCAAUGUCGCCAAGGGAUACGUGAAGAGCGAGUCCCGGAAGCUUCUAGAGCCGUUCUCCAUUACCCUGGACGAGGCGGCGGGCGCGGGGGCGGCGGGGGACGAGCUGUGGGCGCGCGUGGCCGGCGCCGCGCACCCCGCCUGGCGCCUGCACGACAAAGAGAACUGUCAUCCGAACAACAUGUAGAUGUAAGCUAAGUAAGUUAGGUAUUAUACGUAAUGAAGACAUAAGUAAGUUAGCCAUUAAAAGCAAUGUCUAAGCCUAAGUUAGCUGCAUAAAGGUAUAAGCGUCGACCUUUCGCCAUCGUACGCAACGGGCGCAUCACUUUCAGUAUUCUUUGUAUAGAAAUUCACACCAGUGCGUCCACUUCAUGGACAUUGGCAUUGCCGACGCUGUUUCUCUUUUACAUUUAUGGAUAUCUGUUUGGUUCGCUACAUACGAUACCGAUAGGUGGACGCUUACCUGAAACAUGCUUUUUUGUAAAUGUCAAAAUCAGAUCGCGAUCUAUUGGACGCCGUAGAUUGUCUGGUGUGGAUACAGAAGUCGAUAUGUGUUUAUAGCGCUAACUGCUGUUGAUAUUUAUGAAGGAAUAGAUGUCCAAAGCGGAGACGAGAAGAGAAGAUAAUAUUAUGUGUAGGUAUACUCGGGUGAACCUAUC